Molecule: messenger RNA, 575 nt
Organism: Paraglomus brasilianum
Lineage: Eukaryota; Fungi; Glomeromycota; Glomeromycetes; Paraglomerales; Paraglomeraceae
Source: the annotation of a GenBank genome assembly
AUAAUACGAUUGAUGGACCGUGUAACCGGUACAUUACACAGCCAGAGAGUGAAAGUUACGUAUUUUCACCUCCACUUAAUAUAACAGUAAAUAGUAAUAAAGAAGGACUGGAUGGAGCAUACUUUACUAUGAACUUUACGGGCGAUAAGGAAGAUCCGCUACUUAAUGCAUUUGGUUUACUUGGUGGUGUAUGGACCACGGCUACAGGAUUUUACGCUAUUCUAUUAGGCAGCGAUUCUCUACAACCAUUGGGUUAUAUCCAGAUGUAUUGCUGCUGUUUUGCCCGACACACUCGUUUACAAUUUUACAAAUCAUUUUCGACUACUCCAUCAAAGUCUUCCGAAUCAUUAAUUACUUCAUUACCCCCGGACUUAAUAAUUUCAUCAAGUAAUUCAUCAUUGCAGGUUACGACAUUGCAAAAACGCUUGGAUACAUUGGAGUUAUUUCUUAAGGAGUACGUAGUCGACAAAACGUAUUUGGAAGACGUUGAAAAAGACGAGAUUAAGCCCUGGGAAAAGACUUUGAUGGGUAGAAUUUCUUUAAUUAAAGCAUUUUUCACAAAAAACUUGUCUUAA